GUCACACCGUCACCGCUGUGAGUUAUCGGUUUAGAAAAGUGCCGCAGCUGCAUGCUCUGUACGCAACCCUUCGUUCAUGUUCAAAUUCUGAAACCCAAAUUAAGGAUUAACCCUCGAAAUCCUUCAAGAUAUUUGUGGGUAAAAUUCCCCCCAAAAAGCAGAGAUGAAUGCGAUGACAUUGCAAGUUGUAUCCCCUGUUCCAACAGACAUAGACAUCGCAAAUUCCAUUCAACCUCAACACAUAUCCGCCAUUGCCAAAAAGCUCAACCUCAAUCCAAAUCAUUACGAUCUCUAUGGAAAAUACAAGGCCAAGGUUUUGUUGCCUGUGAUUGAUGAACUCAAAGGACAAAAAGAUGGGUUCUAUGUCGUUGUCGGAGGAAUAACACCAACUCCUCUUGGAGAAGGCAAAUCCACCACUACUGUUGGCCUCUGUCAAGCUUUGGGGGCUUUUCUUGAUAAAAAGGUGGUGACCACCCUAAGACAACCAUCACAAGGGCCAACAUUUGGCAUCAAAGGCGGUGCAGCUGGCGGUGGUUACAGUCAAGUGAUCCCAAUGGACGAAUUUAACCUCCAUUUAACCGGCGACAUCCACGCCAUCACUGCUGCAAACAACCUCUUAGCCGCCGCCAUUGACACCCGAAUGUUUCACGAGUCAACACAAUCCGAUUCCGCCCUUUUCAACCGCUUAUGUCCACCAAACAAACAAGGUAACCGAAUCUUCAAUGAUGUCAUGUAUACGCGCUUAAAAAAACUCGGUAUACACAAGAAGUUUCCGGAAGAUCUUACACCGGAAGAAGUCAAACGGUUAGUGAGGCUCGAUGUUGACCCGGACACGAUUACAUGGCGUAGGGUUAUGGACGUAAAUGACCGGUUUUUAAGGAAAAUUACAGUCGGACAAGGGGUGGAUGAGAGAGGGAUGGUGAGAGAAACGGGGUUUGAUAUUUCGGUUGCUAGUGAGAUAAUGGCGGUUUUAGCCCUAACCGAUUCUCUAUCCGACAUGCGGGCCCGCCUCGGGAAAAUGGUGAUAGGGAAUAGUAAAUCUGGUGAGCCCGUGAGUGCGGAUGAUCUUGGCCUUGGAGGGGCGUUAUCGGUAUUAAUGAAAGAUGCGAUAAACCCGACGUUAAUGCAGACGCUCGAAGGGACCCCGGUUUUUGUUCACGCGGGACCGUUCGCUAACAUAGCUCACGGGAGCUCAUCGAUUGUGGCGGAUAAGAUCGCGUUGAAGUUGGUGGGGCCCGGUGGGUUCGUGGUUACGGAAGCAGGGUUUGGAUGUGAUAUAGGGGUUGAAAAGUUUAUGAAUAUAAAGUGUAGGUAUAGUGGUUUGAGACCUCAAUGUGUUGUUAUUGUGGCGACUGUUCGGGCUCUUAAGAUGCAUGGUGGUGGACCGGCGGUUGCUGCCGGGAAACCGCUUGAUCGGGCUUAUGUUAGUGAGAAUGUUAGUCUUGUGGAAGCCGGUUGUGCCAACCUGGCGAGACAUGUGGAGAUUGUGAAAGGUUAUGGGGUGAAUGUCGUUGUGGCGGUGAAUAGGUUUUCGAGUGAUACGGAUGCGGAAAUAGCGGCGGUGAGGGCGGCGGCAUUGGCGGCUGGUGCUUAUGAGGCGGUUGUUUGUUCUCAUUUUGCACAUGGUGGAAAAGGAGCGAUCGACCUUGGCGUAGUGGUUCAAAAGGCCUGCGAAAAUGCAACCGAGCCUUUCAAAUUCUUGUACCCUUUGGAUGCAAGCAUCAAAGACAAGAUAGAAGCGAUAGCAAGAUCAUACGGUGCCAGUGGCGUCGAAUACUCCGAGCAGGCCGAGAAAAAGAUCAAAAUGUAUAGCAAACAAGGGUUCGCGGGACUUCCAAUCUGCAUGGCGAAAACUCAGUACUCAUUUUCCGAUAAUCCAGCAGCGAAAGGCGCGCCAAGUGGAUUUGUGUUGCCAAUUAGGGAUGUGAGGGCGAGUAUUGGGGCUGGAUUUAUUUAUCCAUUGGUGGGGAGUAUGAGCACGAUGCCUGGGCUUCCUACUCGACCUUGCUUUUAUGACAUCGAUCUUGAUGUUACUAAUGGAAAAGUAAAAGGGCUUUCUUGAAAUUUGUGUAUAUUCGGUUAAUUAGAAUUUUAAUCGUUUAAACUGGGUGUGUUAUAGUUAAAAGACAAAACUGCAAUUUUGGUCUUCGUGG
Lactuca virosa is the source of this 2153-nucleotide messenger RNA. The record is from the annotation of a GenBank genome assembly. Lineage: Eukaryota; Viridiplantae; Streptophyta; Magnoliopsida; Asterales; Asteraceae.